Molecule: messenger RNA, 714 nt
Organism: Bipolaris sorokiniana ND90Pr
Lineage: Eukaryota; Fungi; Ascomycota; Dothideomycetes; Pleosporales; Pleosporaceae
Exons: 2
Coding region: 48-566 (172 amino acids)
Biological process (GO): mitochondrial electron transport, succinate to ubiquinone; tricarboxylic acid cycle
Cellular component (GO): membrane
Molecular function (GO): succinate dehydrogenase activity; electron transfer activity
Source: RefSeq, a predicted model, not a curated record
CCUCACUGCACAAUACCAUCAAUUGAUAGAGACAUCAAACUAUUCUAAUGAAUUUCCAGCGGGUAUUUCAGCUUGGUCUUCGUCGAGUUGGGGCACCUGGCUUAAGGGUGCAGCUUACGGGCUAUCUAGUCCAGCGGAGACUCAUAUCACAAGACCAAGCGGCCAGAAUAAUCGCUGAACAACGUAUACGACGUCCCGUUUCACCCAACUUAUCUAUCUACAAGCCACAAAUCAAUUCAGUUACCUCGACCCUACAACGUAUCACAGGUCUUACUCUGUCCGGUUCCCUCUAUCUCUUCGGAACCGCUUACCUUGUCGCACUUUAUACUGGAUGGCACAUGGACACUACAUCCAUGGUUGCAGCAGUCGCUGCGUGGCCCACUGCUAUCAAGAUGAGUGUGAAGGCUUUCCUUGCAUUUCCAUUCUUCUUUCACGGUUUCAAUGGACUAAGAUAUUUGAUAUGGGAUGCUGGUGUUGGGUUCAAGAGUCAAUAUGUUAUUAGAACAGGCUGGACAGUUAUUGGGAUGACUGUUGUUGCAUCGCUUUACUACGCUUUCAUGACGUAGACAAGUGGGACUUAGAGGAGAUAUGGGGAUCAGAGCAGAUGGGGAAAGAGGAGACUAGGUGCUUCACUCCGAGGAUGAGCUGUCGUAUUGAACAUUGUGCACCGAGAAAGUAUCAGCAAACAAGCACGUUAGAUGAUGGCAAAAUCAA